UACAACCACUUCCGAGAUUGUGUUAUUAGGUGUAUCAUUCUCACAGACAGCAGAUGAAGAAGGCAACUCUGGGAUGCAUCUGUUACCAGAGCCUCUGUUUUCUGUUCCCACUGAUGGCUCCUACAUUCUUACUAUUAAGGGCACCAAUGAUGGCAGAAUUUUCAUGGGAGCCAAAGAUGGUUGCCUCUAUGAAUUAGUCUAUCAGGCAGAAGAUGGUUGGUUCAGUCGAAAGUGCCAGAAAGUAAAUCACUCUAGAUCAACAAUAUCCUACCUAUUACCCUUCCUUGCCUUCUCUGAGGAUGAUCCAAUUAAUCAGGUGGAAGUAGAUGACAGUCGACACAUUCUGUACACCUUGAGUGAAAAGGGAACCAUUACGGUGUAUGAUUUGGAUGCAGAUGGGAAGAACACGUCUCGAGUUGUCGCUGUUCCUCACAACAAUAUCAUGAAUGCAGCACUACAAGUUGCCAAAACUGUUGACAAAUCAAACUUUAAGAGUGUUGUUAGCCUCUGUCCAAUCAGUACUAGUGAAUCACCACACAUUCACUUGGUUGUUGUCACAGGUACUGGUGUGAGGUUGUAUUAUACGACAAUGCCUCUGGUUGGAGGACUCACUCAGAGACCAUCCCAGCUGACACUCCUCCACGUGCGACUUCCGCCUGGCUUUGCAGCAAAUGCUACUGUUUACCGACCAACCAAAGUGCACAAGGCACUCUAUUCACAUGGCACUGGUGUUUUAUGUUCCAAUGAGAGUAAUGAGGCAGCUGUAUGGACAAUGAGUAGUGAUCAGUACCCAUACCAUCCAACUUUAGCAGAAUCACAGAGUACUCAUGCUGUUGAUGGAUUUGUGUGGGCUUUGGCAGAUGUGACUCCCCAGCUUUGGUGCUCAGCCCUCAACCCAACAACACCCCAGGGGACGAAACCACCUCUUCUGGUAACCCAGCACCAGCAGUCUCCUCGCCAGUUGGUCUUACUUUCUGCCACAGGUGCGCAUGUCCUCACAUUCUUAAGACCUGUGGACCAGUUGCGGCAGAUGCUAGAAGAGUCAGGAGGAGCAGAGUCCAACAUGGUCAAAGAAUUCUUUUCAGCAAUGACACCUACACAAGCAUGUGCCACAGCGCUGAUUAUCGCUACUGAUCCCCAUCGUCCAAAUGCUCAGGUGGCAGAAUGGGCAACUCGUGCCUUAUUUUUAUAUGGUGCCAAUCCUCCCCCUGCUCCGGUAACAUUUACUCCUCAAACACCAGCAGGCUACAAUUUUCAUCCAACACAAGUAUCAACACCCAUGCCUGGUCAGGCUACAAACACAGCUAUUGUUCAGGAUGCUCAAUUUUCACCUCUGCAUAAUGCCCUCUACCUAUAUCUAGCAAGAAUCCUAAGACCUGUGUGGGCAAGUCCAGUUGCAAAGGAAACACUAAUGGAAGGAAAACCAAUUCUGAUGAGUUCAAUGUCUGCUGAGGAAUUGGGUUUCCUUGCCGAGAGAGUGGACCUUCUGGCCAAAUUCCUCUUAACCAAUCAAGGAGGAACCACUCCCCUUCAGCCCCUGAAUGCGUCAAACACAACUCUGAACAUCACACGAUAUGGAGGGGAUGGGUCAGAGCGUGCUUCCCUGCUGGCCUUGAGGUCACUUCUCAGUCAAGCGCUGGAGGUGCUGAAGCUCAUGACAGUUCUCUCCACCCACAACUUCACCACAAUUACAGGAAGCCUGCAAAAAGAAAUCCGGGAACAGUUACGAACAAUGACCUUCCGGGAUUUGGUUUUAACUGGCAGAGAGGUUUGCCGUAGUCUUAUCAUGGCUUUGCUAGACAGAUAUCAUGGAGAUAAUGCCUCAGCUGAUGCUAUAUCAGAAAGGUUACGGGACAUUUGUCCAGGACUCUACAGAAUAGAAGAUGCCAAACUCGCAAAGGCAAAUGAAAUAAUCUUGGCAGCAAAGGCAAAUACAAACAAAGCAGAGAAGGAGAAAGGUUUUAAGGAAGCAGUGGCGUUGUGCAAGCAAAUUGGUCAUCAUGUCAAUGUGAAUGGCAUCAGCAGCCAGUUGGCCAGCGGAGGGGCCUAUGAAGGAGUAGUCGACCUUUGCCUAAGUGUUGCAGCCCAGAGAGACCCUGCUGGCUUAGCUCUUCAUUAUUAUAAGAAUAAUGAGCCAGCAGAUGACCACCAAGGCUACAUGGCCUUCACAUCCAGGAUGGAGUGCUACCGAGUGAUAAUGGAUCAGUUAAAUCAGCUAGUUGGUGCAGGUGUUGUACCCCAGACGUCCCCAACAGUGCCCUCUCGUCCUGGUCCACCCACACCCCCACCAUCUACACUGCCGUCUACAGAUGCUACACAGUAUGCUAAUCAGAUGAUGAACCUAAUAGUUGGCAGCAAUGAUGAACUAGCACAUGUGACUUUGUAUCAGUGGCUAGUAGACACAAACCGUACUGACCGUCUCUUGGCCAUAACCUCCCCAUACUUGGAGACCUUCCUCACUCGAUCCAAUGGCCAGUCUCCUCUCCACCAUCUGCUUUGGAGAUAUUAUGAAAGAAAUAGAGAUUAUUUCAAGGCUGCAAAAACACUCUUGCUCCUGGCUGAACAGAUAGGAGAUACUCCAGUAAAUGUACGAGUGGAAUACUUGUCUCGUGCACUGAUGUGCCUCAGUUCCUGUGAGAUGAACACAGCCUCAAGCUAUUCAGACUUCAUGCUUCACAUGGAAGAGAAGAAAGAAGUUGCUCGUGUGCAGCUUAUGGUGCUAGAUGCUCUCCAGGGAGAAGGGGCAAGUGCUGAUGUUAUUGCUCAGGUCAAUUCCUCACUCCUCACUUUGACAACGCUGUAUGAGAAGUUUGCUGAACCCUGGGCAUUGUGGGAAUGUAAACUUGCCAUUGUUCACUGUGCAGGACACUCAGAACCUCAGCUUGUACAGUCAAUUUGGACUAAUCUCAUUGACCGUGAAUUGGAGAGGUCAAGAGUUGAGCCUGUGGAGACGCGUGUGGAUUCUUUGUCCAGCAAAAUCAAAGCCCUUGCUCGUUUGUAUUCUGCCAACCCUAACUACUUCCCCUUAGAACACAUUAUCAAGGAAUGUGAGAUUCGUUCAGUCCGGCUGCGUACCAAUACAUCUUGGGUAGUCACGGCCUUGCAAGGUUGUGGCAUCCAAGUGAGCAGACUUAUCAACAUCUAUCAUAAGUUAUAUCGUAGUGGAGAUAGUGUUUGGGAGGUGGAGCGGUCACCAUACCAUCUCCUUGGUGUGUUGGCACACUUGAUCACAAUGCUAGUUGACAAUGAAGCCACUGUGCAGCCUCCACAGAAGCGAGCGCUAAGGGAGCAGUGUUUGGACUAUGUAGCUGAGUACUUGACUGACCUUGGAGCUUCAGCUGAUGCAUCUGCAGGAGUUAUCUCGGCACACUUAAAGACUUGUCAGGCAAAGCUAGAACGAUUUGUUUAGAUUUCCAAGCUUAUUAGAUAAGAAUAAAGGUUCAAAUAUAUGUAUCAUAUGUUUGUCUUUUUACGUGUGAAUAUCCGUAUUGUUAAAAAUGUAAUGAAAAAAAAGGAUUUUCAUCUUGUAAUUGUAUGCAAGUGUGUCUUCUUGUGUAAUCACUAUGUUGAGGAGCAAAUGUUUGAAUCUUCGUGAUAAGUUUUUUUGUCAAGUACAACUUUAUCUUCAAGACUGCAUUACCAGUGGUUCUUGUACCUAGCAUGUGGAAAAACAUGCAUAAUGAUGUGCUGUGGUAGUGGUCAUUAAAGAGUAAUGCCCUUUUCUAAUGUAAAAUAACAUGAAAAUAAAGGCCUAGUCUGUUAAUAAAUGAAUUUAAAAACUUGUGUAAGUAAUAUUUCCCUGAUUUGGAACAUGCAUUUAUACUCAGUAUAUUGUAUUUUUUGCGAGUAUUUGCACUGCAUUUACAGCAAAUCAGGAUUUUUUAUUCAUUAAAAAGUAACAGUAAGUAAAAUUCAAGACCAGAUUAUUAUAUUAACAGAACAGUAGGAUCUGGAACUACUAUUUUUAUAUUUAUUAUUAUUUUUAUGCCAAGUGGACUGAGUUGGAGGUCAUAAAUAUAACUAUGCUGCCAAAUACCCACUUGUCUGGAGAUCAAACAGUGGGCUCAACUUCUGGUGCUGUGAAAGAAAGACACUUUGUGCUUUUUGCACUGUUAAUAUUUGGAGGCUCAUUUUAUCAUAUUUUAGUAAAGUGUUUGACUGUUGUAGUGAUACUUUUUUUAUAUGUGAAAUGUUAGCAGUAGUUCAUAAAUCUUAAUCAUUUGUUUGUUCCUGAUAUGAUUUUACUUUUUGGGUGCACUGUUAGACCAGUGGUUUUGAGUAUAAUUGUGUAUAUUUUAUUUUUUUUUCUUUGCAUUUAAUAAUAUUUUUGAUGUAUAAAAAUAGUUUUUAUUAUUUAUAUAUGGCUUUGGUAAAGAAACAAAUGAAAGUGUUUCAUCCCACUGAAAUUUCAAUAAAGUUUUGUAGCAAA
Penaeus monodon (black tiger shrimp) is the source of this 4429-nucleotide messenger RNA. Its product is annotated as nuclear pore complex protein Nup155-like. Gene Ontology annotation, molecular function: structural constituent of nuclear pore. Gene Ontology annotation, biological process: transcription-dependent tethering of RNA polymerase II gene DNA at nuclear periphery; RNA export from nucleus; protein localization to nuclear inner membrane. Gene Ontology annotation, cellular component: nuclear pore; nuclear pore inner ring. NCBI's taxonomy places the organism in Eukaryota, Metazoa, Arthropoda, Malacostraca, Decapoda, Penaeidae. The record is from RefSeq and is a predicted model, not a curated record.